UACAAGUCUUCGCCCGGUCUGACCCACUGGCUAGUACUGGCUGUACCUCCGGGUUCCACAAGUUUAUAAAUGCCAGUCCGAACUCCGGCUUGGGUUUCAUUCCAUUUCUAGAACUUUGAGCAGUCAGAACUCAGAUAAAAAAGAUACAGAUAACAGAUACAGAUACAGAUACAAAGAUAUACACAGAUACGUAGUUAUGUACAGAUACAGGAAAUUAGUGCCUCUGCUGCUGCUGCUCCAUGUGAGUGCUGCCUCCGCGGGACAGAUACGGGAUGCUGCCGAGGAGGUGGAUGUCCCGCCUGCCCAUCGGGCUGCCCCGCCGCCACAGACUGCUGCUGCUGCUGCACCGCCACCGGGCCCCCCGGGACCGCCAGGACCCCCAGGACCCCCAGGUGUGGGUGUGCCGCCGCCCAGCUAUCCCUUGUUCUACCAAGCUGCGUGGCUGCCAUUCGGACGCUACAGCGGCUCUAUACCCCUCGUGGCAGCACCACUUGUGGCACUCACUGGUGCCCCAACACCAUGAGUCAACUCAAAAUGAAGGCCGCCUUAGCCGCCGGUUCUGGUUCUGGUUGUGGCUCUGGCUCUGGUUGAAUUUUCGUUUACUAUUUGUUAUAUUUGAUGUUUGUUUUGUUUCGGUUUGUUUUUGAUUGGAAAUAUACGAUUAUUAUAUUUA
Messenger RNA from Drosophila pseudoobscura, 673 nucleotides. Its product is annotated as neural Wiskott-Aldrich syndrome protein. NCBI's taxonomy places the organism in Eukaryota, Metazoa, Arthropoda, Insecta, Diptera, Drosophilidae. Bases 197 to 523 code for a protein of 108 amino acids. The transcript is spliced from 2 exons. The record is from RefSeq and is a predicted model, not a curated record.